Messenger RNA from Acanthosepion pharaonis, 759 nucleotides. NCBI's taxonomy places the organism in Eukaryota, Metazoa, Mollusca, Cephalopoda, Sepiida, Sepiidae. The record is from the annotation of a GenBank genome assembly.
AUGAAGUACCCCUCCUGCGAAGGAGCGCUCUCGACAUCAAUUGUCGAAAAGGGCGUAAUUCUUGGUACUUACUGCACCGCACGCAACCACCUUUGGGUCCCUUGUCGGGUUGACCCGAUUCUCCGUUACAAACUAGAAAGGAGUAAAAUAUUCUGCCAUUUGCUUAUCUAUCUAUCUAUCUAUCUAUCUAUCUAUCUAUCUAUCUAUCUCUUCUGUUCAUUAUCUAUCUAUCUAUCUAUCUAUCUAUCUAUCUAUCUAUCUAUCUAUCUAUCUAUCUAUCUGAAUCUGCACUUUUCUCUCUUUUAUUUUUCUCUCCCCUUCCCUCACGCACGAAUCUCUAUUUCUCAUGUCUACAUUCUCUCUCUUUUUCACUUUUCUCUCUAUCUGACACAAUAUAUUUCUUUCUUUCUUUCUUUCUUUCUUUCUUUCUUUCUUUCUUUCUUUCUUUCUUUCUUUCUUAAAAAAAGAAAAAAAAAAUUAUUGUCUAAAUAUUCAAAAACACACAUCUCCCUUUUUUUCUUUCGGUUUCUCUCCCUGUUUCACAAACAAAGUCUCCAUAUAUUUCGCAUGUCGUCAUCCUCCCUGUUUUCUUUCCUCUCUCUAGCAAACACGCACCCUCUCCUUAUCUUUCUUUCAUUUACCCACCCUUUCUCUCUCUCUCUCUCUCGGUCUCUCUCUCUCUCUCUCUCUCUCACUCUCGAUCUCUUCAUGCGCUCGUAUCUAUCUAUCUAUCUAUCUAUCUAUCUAUCUAUCUAUUGA